This is a messenger RNA of Anoplopoma fimbria (sablefish), 2256 nucleotides long. RefSeq names its product ankyrin repeat and kinase domain containing 1 (gene ankk1). The transcript has 9 exons. Bases 1 to 2256 code for a protein of 751 amino acids. The record is from RefSeq and is a predicted model, not a curated record. Gene Ontology annotation, molecular function: protein kinase activity; protein binding; ATP binding. NCBI's taxonomy places the organism in Eukaryota, Metazoa, Chordata, Actinopteri, Perciformes, Anoplopomatidae. Gene Ontology annotation, cellular component: cytoplasm. Gene Ontology annotation, biological process: regulation of cell cycle process; protein phosphorylation.
AUGGAUUGCCUUGACGGAUUCCCUGGGCGGUUCAGGAACUUCAACAAGGACGACUUUGAGUCUGACUGGAUUAAGGUGGCAGAAUGCAGGUUUGGUCAGCUGUACCAGGUCAAACUCAAGCCCCAGCAGAAAAAAUGCGCCUUGAAGAGCUUUGACCAAACCUUGUGUGCAAACAAAUUUUACAGGAAAAUAAUAGAAGAGGCGUCCAACAUAGCCAAAGUUAGAUUCAAGCACAUUGUGUCCAUCUAUGGACUGUGCAGUGAGGCGACUGCUGUGGUGAUGGAGUACAUGACUAAUGGAUCGCUGAAAGAUCUCCUAGCCAGUCACACCUUGAUGUGGCCGAAGAAGUUCCAGAUGAUUCAUGAGGCCUCUAUGGGAAUGAAUUUCCUUCACAGCAUGAAUCCUCCACUACUUCAUCUUAACCUCAAGACAGCCAACAUCCUAUUAGAUGAUCGUCUCCAUGUCAAGAUUUCAGAUUUUGGUGUAAUCUACUGGGAAGAGAGCAUGGGCAAGGAGUUGUUCAUGGAGCAUCUGACAGUAAGAGGAAACAUAAGUUACAUUCCUCCAGAGACCUUCACUCAGUGCCCUGAUACUCCGGGAACUACCUUUGAUGUUUACAGCUUUGGAAUAGUGAUGUGGGAGAUACUGACUCAGCAGAAACCGUAUACAGGGUGCAGUAUGACCACAGUACUCUUACAGGUGUCAAAUGGUAAGAGACCCUGUGUGAAGAUGAUACCCGAACAGAAGCCCAAGGAGUGUGAUAAUAUGAUCGACAUCAUGAGGCAGUGCUGGGACCAGGACCACAGGAAGAGGCCACAGUUCUCAGAAACUGUGAGGAAAAUUGAGGCUCUAAGCAAAGUUCUGAAGAUCCCAGGACCAAUCCAAAUCCAAAACGAUGACGAGGGACAGAAAUCAGAUUAUCCUUGGCUGGUUUCCCCGAUUCAUAAAAUUGCUUUGCCUGAGAUGCCUGACCUUCCCUCAGAUGACCAUUGUGCCAGUGACAGCAUUCUCUCUUUGCUGUGCAAAAAGGAAUUUGGUAGUUUCAGACAUUCAGUGAAAAGAGAGCAUGUAUACAGACAGUUUUCUGGAAAAAAGAGUCUCCUCCACUACACUGUAGCCAGCGGGGAUGCAGAGAGUGUCAAGCAUGUCCUGAGUCUGGGUGCUGGAGUCAACUGUGCUACCGCCAGAGGCUACACUCCUCUUUUUAUUGCUGUUAUGCACAGGCUUCAUGACAUCAUCUCUUUGUUGCUGGAACACGGGGCAGAUACCACCCAGGGAGAUGAGGACCAGUGGACAGCCCUCCAUUUUGCUGCUCAGAGCGGCGACAACAAGACUGUCCGUCUCCUGUUGGACAAAGGAGCUGUGGCAGAAGCUCGGGAAAAAACAGGUUGGAUGCCCCUCCACCUGGCCUGCCAGAACGGCCAUGAAACGGUGGUGCGCCUGCUGCUUUCACGGCUGUCAGAGGAAGCAAUCGGAGAACGGGAGGCACAAGGGAGGACGCCGCUCCAUCUAGCCUCCGCCUUCGGGCAUCUGAAUAUUGCCAAGCUCCUCCUCUCCCAGGGAGCAGAUCCCAACGCGACCGACCGCUCUCUCUCCACUGCUCUUCACCUAUCAGCUGAGAAAGGCCAUAACAGAGUAGUCAGACAGUUGAUGAAUAGUAAAGUAAGCAUUGACAGUGCAGACAGCAGAGGAUACACUCCACUUCACCUGGCUGCUCUGAACGCUCAUACAGGCAUAUGCAGGCAGCUGUUGACAAAAGGCGCCAGCCCAGACUGCAGGAGCCUCCAAGGCUGGACUCCCAUGCACCUGGCUGCCCUAAGGGGACAUGAAGUCACAGUGUUACAGCUGGAGAGCCAGGGUGCUUGUGUGAAUGCUGGAGGUGAGAACGGAUGGACCCCGCUCCACCUCGCCUGCCACCACGGCAAGCCGGAAGUGGUGGCAAAGCUCCUUGCAGCCAAAGCCGAUCCAAACAUGUCAGAGGACAGUGAAGGAUGGACGCCACUACAUGUAGCUUGUUCCAGUGCCAGUUUACCAAGUGUCCUCCACUUGAUAUCACAUCAUGCAGAUGUUAAUGCAGUAAACUCAGGAAAUGCGACACCUUUACACCUGGCUGCCCAGCAUGGCUGUAUGCCUGCUGUGAAGGCUCUGCUGCUGAAUGGUGCAGACAGGACUCUGCUGGACUCUUCAGGAUCCACAGCUCGGAAUGUGGCCCAGAGGUGUGAAAAAUGGGACAUAGUGCAACUACUGGAGAAGUAG